This is a messenger RNA of Manihot esculenta (cassava), 1223 nucleotides long. Its product is annotated as vesicle-associated membrane protein 711. The record is from RefSeq and is a predicted model, not a curated record. Gene Ontology annotation, biological process: vesicle-mediated transport. The transcript has 4 exons. Bases 241 to 903 code for a protein of 220 amino acids. Lineage: Eukaryota; Viridiplantae; Streptophyta; Magnoliopsida; Malpighiales; Euphorbiaceae. Gene Ontology annotation, cellular component: membrane.
GUUUUUUAGAAAAAUCCAGAUAUAUCUGUUUGUUUUUUAACAGCAAACGGAAUAUUUAAAAGAGAAGCAGUUGCCAGCCAGUCUCAUCGCUAAAAGGUUGCCAAAUUGCGCGAUUUAAUUCGGCUUUCCGCCAAUUGUACGGAGGGAUUUUCUCCUUGUUGCUCUUGCAUCUUCAAUUAGGUUUAGAUAUUGAAGUUUAUCGAUCAAAACACCUUUCAAUUGAACUGAUAGAUCCCUAAUAUGGCGAUCCUAUACGCGCUGGUGGCUAGGGGAUCGGUUGUGCUGGCGGAGUUUACUGCGACGGCGACCAACGCUAGCGCCAUAGCUAGACAGAUACUGGAGAAGAUUCCAGGCAACAAUGACAGCCACGUCUCUUAUUCUCAAGAUCGUUAUAUAUUUCAUGUCAAGCGCACCGAUGGUCUGACUGUUCUCUGUAUGGCUGAUGAUACCGCUGGAAGAAGAAUUCCUUUUGCGUUUCUUGAAGACAUUCAUCAGAGAUUUGUGAGGACUUAUGGCCGUGCUGUUCAUUCAGCCCAGGCUUAUGCCAUGAAUGAUGAAUUUUCAAGGGUUUUGAGCCAGCAAAUGGAGUAUUACUCGAAUGAUCCAAAUGCUGACAGGAUAAAUAGACUAAAAGGUGAAAUGAGUCAGGUGCGAAAUGUUAUGAUUGAGAAUAUUGACAAAGUUUUAGAGAGGGGUGAUCGUUUGGAAUUGCUGGUUGAUAAAACUGCUAAUAUGCAAGGGAACACCUUUCGAUUCAGAAAACAAGCUCGUCGUUUCAGAAACACAGUAUGGUGGAGAAAUGUCAAGCUUAUGGUUGCUUUGAUAUUUCUCCUCCUAGUGAUUGUCUAUGUCGUGCUGGCUUUUGUAUGCCAUGGACUGACACUACCUACCUGCCUGAAGUGACAGCAAGUAUGGAGUGAGAUCCGGUGUGCUUCAUUUUUUUUUAUUAAUUGGUAAAUGAUAUUUCUAUUUAAACUUCAUCAUCUGCAAGUUCUAUUAGAUUUUCCCCCCUCUUUGCUGCAUGAAGUACUAAAUUGUCUGUGGGCACAGUUAUAUUUUCUGUAACAGUGCCUUUCAUUUAGACAAAUUGGUUGAGCUUGAAUGUCUAUUGAAGCCUUGGCUUGAGUUAUUGUGAAUUAAUUUUUUGGUGUAAAAUCUUUAAGGGUCCUUGUCAUUUGUUUUUCACUUCAAUGAAAUUGUAUCUCGCUGAGUCUUUAGUUGUA